Messenger RNA from Peronospora farinosa, 1530 nucleotides. NCBI's taxonomy places the organism in Eukaryota, Oomycota, Peronosporomycetes, Peronosporales, Peronosporaceae. The record is from the annotation of a GenBank genome assembly.
AUGAUAUCGACAAAGAUUCGCCGCUCGCUGCUGCCGUCAAUCUCACACCGCUUGUUCCACAACGAAACUCUUUACAACAAGGAGUUGAUCCAGUCUGCUGGCUUUAUUAACGGCAAGUGGAUCGAAGCGCAUUCAAACAAUCAUUUUGCUGUGAUCGACCCAUCUACUGACAAGGAGAUCGCACACGUUGCCAACAUGGGACGCGUCGAGACCAACGACGCCAUUGCAGCGGCAUUAAAGGCACAGAAAAAGUGGCGCAAGAUGACACCUGCAGCUCGCUCGGUAUUGCUCAAGAAAUGGCAUGCGGCCAUCGUAAACAAUACGGACGAUCUGGCCAUCAUCGCCUCUGUAGAGAGUGGGAAGCCAUUGCUUGAAGCCAAGGGUGAAGUGGCCUACGCCGCUAGCUUUAUUGACUUUUAUGCACACGAGAUCAUGCACUCAAACGGCUUUGUGUCGUCCCCAUCAUCGCCCGACCACAAGAUCUUUGCCAUAAAAGAACCUGUGGGUGUCUGUGGGAUUGUAACGCCGUGGAACUUUCCCCUUGCAAUGAUCACCCGGAAACUCGGUCCGUGUCUGGCUGCUGGAUGUACUGCAGUGGUAAAACCUGCUGCUGAGACGCCGCUGUCGGCCUUGGCUUUGGCCAAACUAGCGGCGGACGUCGGAAUCCCACCGGGUGUUAUCAAUAUAGUACCGUCCCAUAAGGACAAGGCAGCAGAGGUUGGUGAAGCUCUGACGAGUAGCCAUGACGUUCGCAAGAUUUCAUUUACGGGCUCUACCCGCAUUGGCAAGCUGCUGAUGGAGCAGUCAGCGGACACAGUGAAGCGUCUGUCCUUGGAACUCGGUGGUAACGCUCCGUUUAUUGUGUUUGAAGAUGCUAACCUUGACAAUGCCAUGGAUGGCUUGAUUGCCUCCAAGUUCCGCAACACGGGCCAGACAUGCGUGUGCAGCAACCGCAUCUUUAUUCACGCGAGUAUCUACGACGAGUUCGCAGCCAAGCUGGUGGAGCGUAUAAAGAAGCUCAAGAUGGGUCCGCCUCGCGAGGAAGGCGUGAAGCUUGGUCCACUGAUUGGACAUAACGCCUUUCUUAAGACGUCGGAGCUAGUGGAGGAUGCUAUCACGAAAGGUGCGACGGCUCUCGUUGGUGGCAAGAGCAGUGACAUCGGGCGCAACUUUUACGAGGCCACUGUACUGGCUGACGUGAACAAUACGAUGCGCGUCUGGAGCGAGGAGGUCUUUGGACCUGUUGUGCCGUUGUUCAAGUUCUCGACUGAAGAAGAGGUGAUCGAAAUGGCUAACGGAACAGACGCUGGUCUUGCCGGAUACUUUUUCUCGCAGAAUCAGUCUCGUACAUGGCGUGUUGCCGCUGCGUUGGAAUGCGGCAUGAUUGGUGUAAAUACAGGCAUGAUUUCAAACGCGCAAUCUCCGUUCGGUGGUGUCAAGCAGUCCGGACUGGGACGUGAAGGUUCGUUCAUGGGCCUGGAGGAAUACCAAGAAACGAAGAUGGUCUGUUUGGGUGGGCUGGAGCUAUAA